GAUUUGACCGCGGCGCUGGUGGCCGCCUUUACGCAGAGGCUGGAGCAUCAGACGCACGGUUCACGCUUGCCUCCUUGGCUCGGUUAAUUUAGCGCUCAACUGGACACACACGCUCCGACAAAACGCUGCCGGAAUGCCUUCGAAUAAAAACAUGCAAGGAGGGAAAGCCUUCGGGCUGUUAAAGGAGCAGCAAAGGCAGAAACUGGAGGAAAUAAACAAGGAAUUCCUGGAAGACCAGAAGUACCGGGAUGAAGAUGACCUUGGAGAGAAGUUGGAGGGCUUCAAAAAUAAAUAUGCUGAAUUUGACCUGAAUGACCAAGGCGAGAUUGAUCUGAUGGGCUUGAAGCGGAUGAUGGAGAAGCUGGGCGUUCCCAAGACCCACUUGGAGCUGAAGAAGAUGAUCAUGGAGGUGACGGGCGGCACCAGCAGCAACACCAUGGACUACAGGGACUUUGUCAAGAUGAUGCUGGGCAAGCGCUCGGCCGUACUCAAACUAGUCUUGAUCUUCGAGGACAAAGCCAACGCGGCGCCCUGCAAGCCGGACGGCCCCCCUCCAAAGCGGGACAUCGCCAGCCUGCCUUAAACUCCUCCACAGACCCCAGAGAGUUCAGUUUCCUCACCACACUGGAGUGUUGCGUCAUCCCCGGGACCACUGAUGGACAAAGGAGGUUAUUUUGUCACGUACGGUGCGUGCAAGGUGUCCCCUUUUUAAUUGUUCUCUAUUUUUGUUUAGAUUGUUUGGAUCACUAAAUGAUGUUUGACUGUGAAUAUUCUUCUUUAAUAAGAUGUAGCAUCCAUAGUGUACAUGUAAUCUCCACACUUUUUUAUAGUUGAGUGUUUGAUGGUGGUGUAUUAAGGGAAGAUGCUUUUUUUUUUAGAAAUGCACAAGCAGCUUUCUUCAACCCAUUUCCCCCCUAGCAGCCUCGCAGGGAUUCUCGCCAUGCUGGUCUGGUCCGCAUCGGGCCUUUGAUCAGGCGCCAGAGAUUACAGGGGAUGGCAUACUGAUCUGGAAUCAGUAACUAGCUUAUCGCGUAUCCGCCUGGUGAAAUAUUUCUAUGCGUUUGGAAGGCGGUUGCGGUUUGAGGUGAAGCACACGGUGGUAAACGGUACAGGCACGCUUGUAAUAACACACAGCAGCACAAUCAUGUUCUUUCCAAGUGCCUCAGUGCGGAUCCACGGAGGGAAAACAGCAAGAGAGAGCGUGUACACAUAGCAGUAAAUAACUCCACAAACCCAUGAAGGUGUGUACUUUGAUAUUUAAGAUGAACUUUGUUUUACUUUGUACAACAUUCUGAGUGAGGGGGAAAAAAAAAAAAAAAAAGUGGUGUGACUCCCUCCCCCGUUCCCCUUUUUUGGUAACUCUUUUAAUUGUCAUUGUAGAAGUUGUUUACUGAACCUUUAGGUUGUUUAUGCAAGUCACACAAUGUAGUUUAACAUGUCACCACCAUGUUUCCUUCCAUGCGGGCUCAUUGUUGCGUGUAUGCUGUGAUUUGUGCCUCCGUUCCUCUCCACUCUUCCAUUCUCCUCCUCCCUUUCGCACUAUUUACUGUGAAACUUUCCUCUACUAUUUUAAGAUCAUACUAAUGAAUUUUUAAGCUGUAAUUUUGUUUACAGUGUGCUCGGUGGUAGUGUUGUUUGAGAUGCAUAUUUUUUUUUGCAGACACCAAAGGAAUUAAACAUUUCUUCACA
This is a messenger RNA of Dunckerocampus dactyliophorus (ringed pipefish), 1689 nucleotides long. RefSeq names its product allograft inflammatory factor 1-like (gene aif1l). Gene Ontology annotation, molecular function: actin filament binding; calcium ion binding. Bases 134 to 583 code for a protein of 149 amino acids. NCBI's taxonomy places the organism in Eukaryota, Metazoa, Chordata, Actinopteri, Syngnathiformes, Syngnathidae. Gene Ontology annotation, biological process: ruffle assembly; actin filament bundle assembly. The transcript is spliced from 6 exons. The record is from RefSeq and is a predicted model, not a curated record. Gene Ontology annotation, cellular component: ruffle membrane; actin filament.